Camponotus floridanus (Florida carpenter ant) is the source of this 2094-nucleotide messenger RNA. RefSeq lists its product as uncharacterized. The coding region runs from base 153 to 1871 and encodes 572 amino acids. The record is from RefSeq and is a predicted model, not a curated record. NCBI's taxonomy places the organism in Eukaryota, Metazoa, Arthropoda, Insecta, Hymenoptera, Formicidae. The transcript is spliced from 2 exons.
UGUAACGGUCGUUUUUGGCUUACACAGGAAUAGUAGCUGAGAAACGGCUUGCUCUUAGUAUACAGAGCACGUGUUUGUAUUUCGCAGUAACUCGUGUUUCCAGUGCCUCGUGUUAUUAUUUUGAAUCGAGUUUUAAAUAAUAACUUGAUAAAAUGAGUCGUAAAAUCGAUAAAAAUAAACCAAAUUAUCGUCCUAACUAUCCUCGUCGUAAAAAAUUUCAAGGAAAUCAAUUUUCUCAAAUCAUGGAAGUUGACGAUGAGUCCAACGAUGAAGCUAGUGCGUCAAGAUCCGCAAAGAAAUUGAAGUCAUCAGCGGACGAUAUUAUUAUUAGCCAAAGUUUUGGCUACAGGAUCAUUGAGUUUGUCAGUGUAUUUUCUGCUCUUGCUGAUAUAUUGGUGUGCAAACAGUGCAAGCGAAAAGUGUCGUUCGGUCAAUCAGGUGAUAAAGGGCUCGGUUUCAAAAUUUCCGUUACUUGUACAUGUGGCACUCUACUCAUUCCAUCUAGCCCGUUUAUUCACUGUGCUUAUGAGAUAAAUAGACGUAUAGUUAUUGCAAUGCGUUUACUUGGUGUCGCUCGAGAAGGUAUAAAUAUUUUUUGUGGAGUGAUGAAUUUAGGCAGCGGACUAAGUAAAAAUGCUUAUGGACUCAUUAUCGAACACAUACAUACUUCCGUGCAAAAGUUGUUCGAUAUCUCUUGCAAAAAUGCUAUUGAAAACGAAAAAAAAGAAAAUGAAGCACGAGAACAACCGUUACUCAAUUUGACUAUUAGCGGCGAUGGAUCUUGGAAGAAGCGCGGCUUUUCGUCUUUGUACGGAGUAAUUACGUUUAUAGGCUAUUAUUCGAGUAAGGUAGUCGAUUUGGUAGUAAAAAGCAGUUACUGCCAAGUAUGUACGUACUUCAGAAAUAAAUCCGAUUAUCUAGAAAUCGCAGAGCACGAAGAAGUUUGUACCAUAAAUCAUAAAGGCUCUUCAGGCAAAAUGGAAGUCGACGCAGUUCUUGAAAUGUUCGGCCGUUCAGAAGAAAAAUACGGUGUACGUUACGUGAAUUAUGUUGGAGAUGGCGAUACAAAAACAUUUAAAGCAAUAUUAGAUGCAAAUCCGUACGAAAAUACUGAAAUAAAAAAAAGUGAGUGCGUAGAUCAUGUGGAAAAACGCAUGGGAAGCCGUCUUCGAAAUAUAAAAAAGAUCGCAAAGCUCGGUGGAAAAGGCAAACUAACCGAUGCUUUAAUUAAAAAGUUAACAAAAUACUAUGGUCUUGCUAUACGAAGAAAUGCCAAGUCGAAAGAUGAUAUGAAAAAAGCUAUUAUGGCCACGUAUUAUCAUUUAAUAUCUACCGAUGAAAAGCCCCAGCAUCAGUUCUGCCCUACUGGCAUCGACUCGUGGUGUCAAUACAACGCUGCACAAGCCAAUAAUAUUUCUUAUGAGCAUCCAGCUCCACUGCACGUAGAUGUACAAAAAAGCAUAUUACCUAUCUACGAAGAUUUGUCACGAGAUGACUUGCUUGAGCGUUGUGUUGGCGGUUUUACUCAAAACGCAAACGAAUCUUUCAAUUCAACUCUCUGGCGUCUAGCUCCGAAGCACUUGAAUUGUGGCGCAAAAAUUAUUGAAAUCGCAGCUUUUUUAGCUGGAGGAAUCUUCAAUGAUGGCUAUUUAUUCGUACUUAAAGUCAUGAGGGACCUGGACUUGACAAUAGGCUUGGAAUGCAAGAAUUUUGCGGACUCGUACGAUAGCAAUCGAGUGAAGAGGCAAGAGCGGCGCUCGUUAAAUUCGUCAAAAGAGGCUAGAACUGCCCAGAAAGAAAAAAAUGCUGCUGAAUUAGAUGAUUUUAUUGAAGAAGAAGGCUUGCUUUAUGGACCUGGUAUCGCAGAUUAGCUUAGUUGAUUACAAGAGGCUGGGUAUUCCACGGCGCAAAUCGAAGGAGUCAACUUUGAACAGCUGUAGCGCCGCCAUUUUUUAAUUUUUUUGCAUAAAAAUUUAUGAGUGAAUACAUCAUAACAUAUACUAUACUAUGUAACUUCAUUUGAUACAAUAAGUGUAUUCAAUUUCUCAAAAAAAAUUAUUAAAAUACCUGUUGUCUGGACGAUCCUCCCCCCAU